This is a messenger RNA of Jaculus jaculus (lesser Egyptian jerboa), 2574 nucleotides long. It is a transcript of the gene P3h1, whose product is annotated as prolyl 3-hydroxylase 1. Gene Ontology annotation, biological process: collagen metabolic process. Gene Ontology annotation, cellular component: endoplasmic reticulum. The coding region runs from base 44 to 2251 and encodes 735 amino acids. Lineage: Eukaryota; Metazoa; Chordata; Mammalia; Rodentia; Dipodidae. Gene Ontology annotation, molecular function: protein binding; procollagen-proline 3-dioxygenase activity; L-ascorbic acid binding. The transcript has 15 exons. The record is from RefSeq and is a predicted model, not a curated record.
UGGACUCGGGGUGGCCAGCGGUCCCGUUAACUGAGCAGAGGCCAUGGCGGUGAGCGUGUGCAGGCUGCUGGCCGUUCUGGCGGUCACCGCCACCGCCUGCGGGACUGAGGUCGAGUCCGAGCUGGGAUUGGACCUGGCGGCGCCUGACCUGCUUUUCACGGAGGGGACGGCGGCCUACGCGCGCGGGGACUGGCCCGGGGUGGUCCUGAGCAUGGAGCGGGCUCUGCGCUCGCGGGCCGCCCUGCGCGCCCUCCGCCUGCGCUGCCGCACUCAGUGUGCCGCCGACCUGCCGUGGGAAGCGGACUCCGGCCCGUCCGCGAGCCCGACCCAAGCUCCCGGCGCCGCGGCCCUGCAGGACCUGCGUUUCUUCGGGGCCCUGCUGCGCCGUGCCGCCUGCCUGCGCCGCUGCCUCGGGCCUCCGGCCGCACACUUGCUCAGCGAGGAGCUGGACCUGGAGUUCCACAAGCGGAGCCCCUACAAUUACCUGCAGGUCGCCUACUUCAAGAUAAACAAGCUGGAGAAAGCUGUAGCAGCAGCACACACCUUCUUCGUGGGCAAUCCUGAGCACGUGGAGAUGCGCCAGAACCUAGACUACUACCAAACCAUGUCUGGAGUGAAGGAGACCGACUUCAAAGACCUGGAGGCCAAACCCCAUAUGCUUGAGUUUCGUCUGGGAGUGAAACUGUACUCAGAGGAGCAGCCAGAGGAGGCAAUACCCCACCUGGAGGCAGCCCUGCAAGAGUACUUCGUGGCCUACGAGGAGUGCCGUGCCCUCUGCGAAGGCCCCUAUGACUAUGAUGGCUACAACUACCUGGACUACAACGCUGACCUCUUUCAGGCUAUUUCAGAUCACUACGUCCAGGUCCUCAACUGUAAGCAGAGCUGUGUUACCGAGCUGGCUUCCCACCCAAGUCGAGACAAGCCCUUUGAAGACUUCCUCCCCUCACAUUAUAAUUAUCUGCAGUUUGCCUACUAUAACAUUGGGAAUUACACACUGGCUAUUGAAUGUGCCAAGACCUACCUCCUCUUCUUCCCCAGUGACGAGGUGAUGAGCCAGAAUCUGGCCUACUAUGCAGCAGUGCUUGGAGAAGAACAGGCAGGCUCCAUCAGCCCCCGUGAGAACGCCCAGGAGUACCGACAGCGCAGCAUACAUGAGAAAGAACUGCUUUUCUUCGCAUACGAUGUGUUUGGGAUUCCCUUUGUGGAUCCGGAUUCAUGGACUCCAGAAGAGGUGAUUCCCAAGAGACUGCGAGAAAAACAGAAGUCAGAACGGGAGACUGCUGUUCGCAUUUCCCAGGAGAUCGGCAACCUUAUGAAGGAGAUCGAGACUCUUGUGGAAGAGAAGACCAAGGAAUCAUUGGAUGUCAGCAGACUGACCCGGGAAGGAGGCCCCCUGCUGUAUGAAGGCAUCAGUCUCACCAUGAACUCCAAAGUCUUGAAUGGCUCCCAACGGGUGGUGAUGGAUGGCAUGAUUUCGGACAAUGAGUGCCUGGAGCUGCAGAAACUGACCAAUGCAGCAGCAACUUCAGGAGACGGCUACCGAGGUCAAACCUCCCCACAUACCCCCAACGAAAAGUUCUAUGGUGUCACUGUCUUCAAAGCCCUCAAGCUGGGGCAGGAAGGGAAAGUUCCUCUGCAGAGCGCCCACCUGUACUACAAUGUGACUGAGAAGGUGCGACGUGUCAUGGAAUCCUACUUCCGCCUGGAGACCCCCCUCUACUUCUCCUAUUCCCACCUGGUGUGUCGCACUGCAAUAGAAGAGUCGCAGGCUGAGAGAAAGGACAAUAGCCACCCAGUCCAUGUCGACAACUGCAUUCUGAAUGCUGAGACUCUUGUGUGCAUCAAGGAGCCCCCUGCCUACACCUUCCGGGACUAUAGUGCCAUCCUUUACCUCAACGGCGACUUCGAUGGAGGAAACUUCUAUUUUACCGAAUUAGAUGCCAAGACUGUGACGGCUGAGGUGCAGCCUCAGUGUGGAAGGGCUGUGGGAUUCUCUUCUGGCACUGAAAACCCACACGGAGUGAAGGCUGUCACCAGGGGGCAGCGUUGUGCCAUCGCCCUGUGGUUCACGCUGGACCCUCGACACAGUGAGCGUGACCGGGUGCAAGCCGAUGACUUGGUGAAGAUGCUGUUUAACCCAGAAGAGAUGGACGUCCUGCAGGAGCAGCCCUUGCACAGCCAGCAGGGCUCCCCCCAGCCUGGAGAAGAGCCUCUCUCAGACAGUGUGUUGAAGCACAGGGAUGAGCUAUGACAGCAUCCAGCUCACACGUGGAUGUGAUUGGACACUUGGGGAGAGCUCUGUCCUGCACCCUGGACUUGCCAGCCCCUCAGGGCUGCAGAGCAGGAAGAGCUGCAGUCUGCCGCCCAGCUGAGGGUCCUGCCCACAGCCUUCUACAUGGUGCUGCUGCUCUUGGAGUGGAUGUGGCAGGGUGCCACUCUUCCCUGGGCUUGGCUGAAGGCUUAGGACUCGGGCCCAGAACCACACCAGGGCCCUCACAGGCAGCUGCAUGACAGCAGCACAGUAUUUAAGUGUCUGUGUAGACAACCUAAGAAUAAAUGAUUUGUGGAUUUUCA